Molecule: messenger RNA, 7784 nt
Organism: Siniperca chuatsi (mandarin fish)
Lineage: Eukaryota; Metazoa; Chordata; Actinopteri; Centrarchiformes; Sinipercidae
Exons: 5
Coding region: 6242-7177 (311 amino acids)
Molecular function (GO): DNA binding; POU domain binding
Source: RefSeq, a predicted model, not a curated record
GAGUCAAUCCUUAGACUACAUGUUUGCAUUCAUUUUCCAUGCCUUGGUUACUUAAGGCCUAUUAUUUUAUUUAAAUUUUACAUUAUUAUGUAGGCUGUUUGGAUUUAUUUUGUGUUUGUGUGUGAGAGUGAGAGAGCGAGACAGAUUUAAAAAGAAACGUUUUUGCCUUUGAGAACUCUUGGUUUAAUCGAAUCAGUGGGGACCAUGGAUGUAUAAUAAGAACUGGAUACGGCUCCGCCGCUCAGCCUUGCAGCCAAUUUUUUCCAGUGGCCACUCGCAGUAUUGCAGUGAAAUCCCCCUGCGGCCCAAAAAGCAUUUUCCCCAUAGGCCACCAUCAUAAAAGAGACGUCUGUAAAACUGUCGACAGAACACCUCAAACUGCAAACAACGUCAAUUAUGACUCUUUCUGUUAUGGAUUUUUGAUCCAUGGAGGUUUUAUAUUUGUAAAACUUUCCUCAAGCCGAGAAAAGCGAUUUAAAAAUCUGUGACGUCACCACAAUCUAAAGUGUAUGGGCCGAGUGGGAACUCGCGGGUGGAGCCAGCGGGAGAAACAGUACUGUGCCUAUCCAGUGGGCCGGAUACCCCGGAAGUAAACCCAGAUGCUAGAAAACUUAUCUGGCGACAUGGAGGGAAGUUAACCUUUGUUCAUUUGCAUAUACUACCACAUUGUAAUGACAAAGCUGGUUGAAAAUCUGCAAAGUUUCCCUUUAAGGGAAUGCAUCUGAAGUUGUGAUCACAGCAUCACUGUAUUUGCAGUCUUAGAAUACAGUUGGCAGACCUGCAUCAAAUCAAUGGAGAAAAAAUUUUACUAUUAUAUAAUAUUAUAAAGAAAAGAUUAAAAUGUCCAAUAACGGCCCCUCUAGAGCCCCUCUGGUGUGACACGGAAGUGCAUGCCACUGUUAACAUAUUACUUCUGUUUUUUGUGUUUAGUCCCAAAAUCCUAAAUGAAAAUGGCUUUUUGCAAAGAAUUCCAUAAAUAUGGGUCGUGUUAAAUGGAAACACAAAAGAUAAGUUGCAUUCCAAGAGUUUAAAACCACACUGGUGUUGACUUUUUCAAAUGUAAAUUCACAUUGUGGGUGUUCAUUUAUGUCUUUUAUUUCAGAAAGUAAAUCCUAGUAGACUAGGAAACCUCUUUGUAGCACAUUAUGUUUGGCAGUUCAACUCUUCCAUAUGCUGCCAUUGUGCCUGUGUACCAAAACAAACUGUAAACAGGAGAUGAAUCACUUAAUUUCACCAAAGGAAUUUCCCAGGAAAAAGCUAGCAGAGAAACUGAACCUUGUUUACAAGAUCAAAUGGAAAUGCUUCGAUGGUAGAAUCACUGUUGUGUUAUAUUAACUGGAGUAUUUGAAAAUGUAGAGACAUAGUGUAAGAACACACCGGGAAAGUCAUAUAAUGCAGCCCCCUAAUUUCCCUGGCAGAAUGAGACACUGUACACUACUGUUGGAUCUUUUCCUUCCUCUUCUGCCCCAGAUGUCCGUUGCAGCGGAGAGCUAUGCAUCCCUCUUAUCUCUGAGUCAUUAACUGAUAAAACCUCCACACAGCAGUCAGCACACAUAACAUCACCUCGUUACAAAAGUAGAGCCACAAUACUGCUAUUGACAAGGAAGUCAGCUCUUGUGCAGUAAUUCACUGUGAACACAGGCCUGACUCAAAGGUGCCAUGUUGACUUGGAAAUACUGUACUGUGGUGGAAAGGAAAGAGUCGACACCCCUGCUGGCUAUUUCUGGGAAAAUCCCCUUCAUUUUCCCAUUGUUAAAUGUAACUGAAGUUCCGAUUAAUGGAGUGCAUAACAUGCUGAAAAUACGCACGGGUAUCCAUUGUGAUCUGAUAGUUUAAAUGUAAAAUACAAUAUUAGAUUGUGGGAUCAGAAAGAAUCCAUUAGCAGACGUUAUAGGUGCGUUAGAGGCUGUGGCAAUCAUGGCCCCGGGCAGGGGCCUCCUGACGCACUGACUUUGAGUUUGGGAAUCUUGUUGCGUUUUCCUCAGAGGAAACUUAUUGUUGUCUGUUACAUGCAGAGGUUCAAAUGAAUACAGCAGCUCAGCUAUACUGCCGAGAGCUGAUGGAGACUUUAUUAGUUCAAUUCAUUUUUCUGGACAGGUUGAAGAGGGAGUUAUUAGAGAGAGAGAAAAGUGGAACUGUGAACUGUUUUCAAAACGUCAGUCUCCUACACGCCUGUUGUUUUGCGGCAGAAGCUGUAGAAUCAUUCAUUAUGACGAAACGGGAGGUUUCUGAUGCUGGUUUCCCAAAAUGUGACCUUCAGAAAUGCAAGGCGCAACAUCCCUCUAGUUCCAGACUGCAGAUGGAACAGACAGCUGCUGCCUGGCAGUGUCGGCCGCGGGACUGGCAUCCUCCCCCGCGUCUCUCCUCCCUCUGUGGUGCAUGGCGAGUAACCAGGACACCAAACCGCCCUGGCCAACACCAAAAUAGAGCCUACAGAUUCACUUUCAACAAAAUAAGAACACACUGGAUUUACAGGAUGAAAUCCCCCAGGCGGCGUGUUCCUCUUUCCCACAGAGCCUAUUUUGGUUUGGGACUAUUUUAAGUGUGUCCGUUAUUUUGCUUUGGCAUGUUGAGCAGCUCCUCUAAACUUUCAGCUGAGGUGAAGGCAGGCAGUCAUGUCAGGAUACUGAGGUAGAAAACCAUAUACUGUAUAUGUUUAUCCUUCAAAUGUACCUAUUUUUAAUACUUGACUAGACCACAACAGACUAAUGCAUCCACAAGCACUGGAACAGAAAGUGUUACAAUUAUUUUAUUAGAGAUUAUUUAAAAAGGUAAAAUUAUAUUUCCACUGUUUUUCACUGUGGCCAGCAGGGGGGGCUGCAGCUCCUAUACCCCCCACCCCCCAGCGCCAAUGCUCUCCAGCCAUGACAAAAUAAGUUCAGGUUCAGCAGCACUGACAGUCAUGGUUGAACUGCAAAAUGUGGCUCAAAAAUAUGCAAAAUGAUUACUGCUGCUCCCCUGCCCAGGGGCCCUUUUACAUAGCCUGUCUGUGCCAAGGGGCCCAUUAUCUCAUAAUCUGUCCAUGUGUGCUUAAACAUGUGUAGGACUGCAAUAAUUAUUUUCUUAAGAGAUUCAUUUCUAAAUCAGUUUUAGAUUGAUUGUUUAGUCUAUAAAAUGUAAAAGAAAAAAAGAACUUGAAUUUGAAGACACAAACUGUCCAAAGACUUUACAUUGACAGUGUAAAACAGAGAAAAACAGCAAAUCCUCACAUUUGAGAAGCUGGAGCCACAGAAUGUUUGGUGUCAUUUUUGCUUGAUAAAUUAUUUGAAUUAUUAACUGAAAUCACCUAAAUUGUUGUUGAUUAAUAUUGUCUGACUUAUCGAUUAUUGACUAAUUGUUUCAGCACUAUAUCUACACAGUAUGUUAAAACAUGAAAAUGGUCAGAUACAUAAAAAUGCAAAAACCAUGGAAAAUUUCACCACAAAUUAUACAAAAGUCAAUAUAGUCCAGUAAAAUUAUAACCGCUUCACUACCUCUGCUUUCCCGUUGAUAGAAAAUAAGUGUUCUCCUGCACACAGCCUCCCCCACUCUGCAUGCCAGCAUGCAUUGUGUAUGUGCUUUGCAAAGGUAAACUCUGAAGUCCUGCCGCCUGUCCUACCAGUUUGAUAAUGGGCUUCUUUUCCUGGCUGUCUGCGUUGAUGAACAAUAUGCAAUGUAUGCAGCUGGGAAGAACCAGGUGAAACAAUGGACAUCCUCAUAUAGCCCUAGAGGCUACUGUUAGCGGCUAAGCUACACACUUUUAGCAAAAACAACCACUGAAAUACUCCUGCAAAACUAAUGACCUUCCCAUCAGCCUAAUGUGUUUGUGCUAAUUAGCAAAUGUUGCUAAAAUGUUGGUAAUUUAAUUAGCUAAUGUUAGCCUGCUAACAUGCUUAACUAAGAUAGCGGCCAUGGUAAACAUUAUACCUGCGAAACAUAAGCAUGUUACAUUCUCAUUGUGAGCAUGUUAGCAUGUUGAUAGCAUUUAGCUCAGAGCACCACUGUGCCUUAUAUUCUCUUUCAGAGCUGCUAGCUGUAGACUGAUUAAAAACUCUUAGUCUUGCUAAAAUGUGGAGGAAUAGAUAGUGACCUGUGUUGUGUGUACAUAUUGGGGAGUCAUUUAGCCUGACGAAAUGCCGCACACUGAGCUGUUGAUGCUCCCCGCCGGCUCUGCCCCAGGAGAGCCUGGAGACACAAAACAUACGGAGCACACAGAGAAAAUAUUGCAUGGCAAAUAUUAUGACACACCAACUCAUGGAAAUAAGGGUGAAAUCCUCAGAAUUUCCCUCUUGGUCUGCAUCAUUUUGUUGCCACAAAAGACCCAAUGUGUGUGAAAGUGAAGCAUACUCAGCCUAGGGAGUGAUAUCAAAUACUUGUGUCACCUAAAUCUACUGUAAAUACCAAAUAAUGAUUUAAUCUUGCAUAUUCAAAGGUUCAGGCUUUAAAAUUCUUUUCUAUUGUUUUGAAACCAUUUUGUUGUAUUGCCCUGGUUUAGUCAGUCAGGUGCAUGAAAAAAAACAUUCACGCUGAUGUAAACAUUUAAACCGCUCUUUGACUCUUUUAUCAACAGAAAAAAUACUUUUUAAGUGCUUUGCCUCUUGCUUUACAGUCAGUCGAAUACAAAAGAUAUAAUAAAUAAAUAAUAAUAUAAACAAGCUGGCUUUGUUAAUAUUUGCUCAUUACCAUUCGUGCAGGCUACAACAAAACUGCCAUAACAGCAAUGUAAUUUUUGUUAAUUCUUGUUAAUUAUUUUAGCCUCUGAUGCUCUGUAAUGCUCUCAGUGUGUUUUCUGCAAAUACAAAUUAGCAAUGUCUCACCACUUGCUGUUCCUGUGUUGCUGCACUUUCACCACAUGCCAACAUACCGUGUAUAAAUCUGUCAUAGUGAUGGGAAGCUGAAAGCACUCAACAAAAAGUAAUAUGUAUAACCAGCUGUCCAUUGUGCACCCUGUAAGCUCCUGAACUUAGUGUCGCUGUUUUGUGGCUGCGGUGGGUUACUAUUUAACUAACUAAUGUUUUUGUGUCAAUAUUUCUCCACUGGGUGAAAAAGGUGACCGCCAUUGCGAUUCAGUUCAUACAGACAGCAUGUGAAAUUUGCAGCCUUUCAACUGGGAGUACGUUAAGCAUGCAUGAUCAUAGUAACAUUUGCAAUAGUGUUAGGAUCUCUGUUUGAAAGUAUCACACCAAAGUGCAUGCAAAUCCAAGUAAGCAUAAAAUGUGCCACUUUAAUGUUUAGCUAGUUUAUCUUACUGGUGUCGUUGUCGUUAUGAAAUCAUGUGUGUCAAAAUGUAACCAGGUUCAAUCUUUAUCAUGUCAGCAUCACACAGUAUGGGAAACUCAUGUAAAUUUCCAUUGACACUACUCACAUUUUAACGAACUACAGGAGUCACAAACAGGAGGCAAAACACUGUGAGGUUCAGCCAGGAAGCAAUUAAAAAGUCGGAUGGGAGCUUCGUUAUAAUGCCAGACACAAAUUGUUUAGCAAAGCAUGCCUACAGCUAUUCUUCCGUCUCCUUUAAACACAAGGUUGAGAUGACUCAUUUGUUUUUAGUUUGCUCAAAGUCUUUUAUACAAAUGUCAGCACAUCAAUUUGAGUAGAAAAUUGCACAAUAAUAUCCUUUUAUGCAAAAGGGUCUCGUAUUUUUUGAAAAAGAAUAAUUUUUGGCAGGAGGCUUCAAAGCCUAUUGUCAACUGUCUGACCUGAGACGCAAACACAAGAAGAAGCUUUGGUACAUCCUGAGCUGUUACUUCUUUACUGCUUGGUAAAGGUUUUAUUUAUGCCAAAGUCUGAUGCCAAAGCUCAAACUGAAACAAAAACAGACUAUCGUACAAACAAGCUGCAUGAAAACUCCUGCAGCUACAAAUCAAAAUGUGGAUACAAUAUAUGCUUUCAAAUUUGGAUGAUGAAUGGGGGCUCUGGGAGGAGUGACAUGCUGCUUCCCAGUCUCUGUUCCAUGGUCCCGAUGCUUCCAACCCCUAAUCUUGACUGCAGAUGCAAAUAGUCUAAAAAACGUCCCUACCAAACAUUUGCAUUUAAACAAAUAGAUAAAGGUCAUUUUGAAAAGCUGCCUCCUCAUGACUGCAGUGUGAGGUGGCAUGUUCCCUGUGUCCCUGCCCUCCUGACAAUGUAGUUAAAGCUCCCAUCGUGGCACGCCACUCAGUAUGGUGCUGCACACUGGGAUUUAGCUCCUGUAGGCAAAUACAGCAGAGGGAGAACAGAAAGGCCUCUGUGUGUGUGUGUGUGUGUGUGUGUGUGUGCGUGCAUGCGUGUGUGUGUGUGUGUCAGACUGCUCAACAGCAUCAUGGAUACAGAAUAUUCUAAGAGAGUGUACCAAGGCGUUCGAGUCAAGCACACAGUCAAAGACCUGCUGGCGGAGAAGCGAUCCCGACAGACAAAUGGGCCCAGAUACAGUGGAGGAUCGACCACUCCACCUUCAUUUGUCCAGAUGCCAGGGUCUCACAUGCUGAACAGCUACUACAGCAUGAGGCGUCCCUUCAUCUCGGAGUCAGACUUCUGUCCGUCCACCAAGCAGUUCUCCCCUGACAUCUAUUCGUCCACUCUGGGUGGUAAACCUCUGGGCUGCGAGCCCUCGGCCAUGACCAGCUACUCCUCCAUCAUUGACGGCUACUACCCAGACACCUUCGGUGAAUACCGCAGCACCGCCUUCUCCAGCUCCGCAGGAUCCUUCCUGCCCUCAUCAGCUCUCUCAUCCCUGCUGCCUCCCUUUGGUGGAGAGUCCUCGCAUUUAUUUCUGCCUCAGAGAGACUCAUGGGAGCAGUCAGUUCCAGAGCCAGUAUCCCAGGUGGAGGCUCUGUGUCCAGACAGCCUGGCCUCCGUCAACGUCCCGCCCCCCAUGCCCAGCCCAGAACACCCAGGGAGCCCCUCCCAGUACCGCUCCCCCAGCCGAGGCUCCUCCAUGGGCCCCGUGUCCAGCAGCCAGCCCUACACCCUGCACUCCCUGGAGGACGCCCACUACCACCCCUUAACCACCAGCAGCUCCUACCCAGUCGCCUCCACCUCCUUCCCCUGCCCUCCCUACGUGAGCAGCCCCGUCAGCGACCUGGUGUCCAAGAUGGUGACAGAGGAGGCAGCCGACAGCCACGCCAGCCUCCCUGCCAGCGGCGAGGCUCACUCCUGCUGGGCCAAAGAGGACGGAGUGAGCUCCUGGUCGCCCUACGAGAUCAGGAGGGCCUACUGACUGGAUGACGGGCCUGAGGUUCAGAAUUCAUAAGAAUAUGGAGGUUUCACAAACAAUUAAACAAUGAACUCAACAAGCACUUUACAGUACAGGGAAAACGCAGUCAAACAGCUGUGAAGUGUUUUGUUGAAAGGACUAUUUCAGUGCAUUUACGAAGAAAAGAUUCAAGUUUGAAUAUGUUGGUAGGAGUGUUGUAGCCUAUGUUGACCAAGGUGCCCAUGUCACAGCCUGAUUUGAUGGGAAAUUCCUACUUUUUUGUAAAACGUGUGUCUUUUUUGUUUGAUUUGUAUGAAAAGAGUGACCAGCAUGGACUGAAAAAUUACACCAUUAGCCAUAAAACUGAAAAACAAACAAACAAAAAAAAGAUGUAGUGAUGUAGUGAAGUUAAAAUAGGGUUGUCACUUGUAUGUUAUAUAAUGUGAGGACUUGUGCUUGUUAUGAAAAAACUAUGUAAACAUGCUACAUCUUAAGACCUUUAAACGUACAACUUCUGCAGUUGCCAGGGGGAACAGGGUAAGACUGUGGAGUGGCUCAACUAAUAUGUACAGUACAUAUGUCCACGUAUUUGUGUUUAAGUGAAAAUAAACACACAAGUAGGAUUUCAAAA